AUGGGCCGAAUUCCAACAGCCCUUGGCAGCCGCCGCAGCCGCAUUAUCGUUAGAAUCUCCUUCGAGCAAUGCUCGCUGGCUUCCAAGCCCUCGACGCUGCAGAUCGGCAGGAAGUGGCCGGAGCUCCAGGGCGCCCGCGACUGGGAAGGCCUCCUGAGCCCGCUCGACGGCACGCUCCGUGGCGAGCUGCUUCGGUACGGCGAGUUCGUACGCGCGGCCUAUGCCAGCUUUGACUUCGACGGCGGCGCCCCGUCGUACGGCUCAUGCCGGUUCCCGAGCCGCUCCCUGCUGCUCCGCGCCGGGUUGCCGGAGACCGGCUACCAGGUCACUCGCCUCCUCCACGCGGCGUCCACCCCAGCGCCGGCCUGGCUGUCGCCGUGCAGCUCGAGCUACAUUGGGUACAUCGCGGUGUGCGAUGACGAGGGCGAGAUCGAGCGCCUCGGCCGCCGCGACGUCGUGAUCGCGUACCGCGGCAUCACGACGUUCAGCGAGUGGGUCGACAGCUUCAAGUCCAAUCUUACCCGGCUGCCGACCGCUGUGGCGCGGUGGAGCAACGCCGGCGAGGAGGAGGAGGAGCCGAUGGUGGAGAGAGGAUUCUGGAGCCUCUUCACCGCGCCAGGCGAGGCGCACAGCAGCCUGCAGCAGCAGGUGCUCGACGAGGUGCGGCGGAUCAUCCACGAGUACGGCGGCGAGAGCAUGCCGCCGCGCAGCAUCACGAUCGCCGGGCACAGCCUCGGCGCGGCGCUCGCGGUUCUCUCGGUCUACGAGAUCACGUGCCAACAAUGGAGCGACGACGCGCCGCCGAUGGUGACGGCCGUGUCGUUCGGCGGGCCGCGCGUGGGUAACGCGGUGUUCCGGCGGAGGCUGGAGGAGAGCGGCGGCAAGGUGCUCCGUGUCGUGAACUCGAACGACAUUGUGACCAAGGUGCCUGGGUUCCCCGUCAACGACGAUGAUUGCUGCAUCCCAGGCGGCGAGCCGGCGAAGCGGAAUGUGGCGAGGGUGCCGAGGUGGCUGGUCUCCAAGAUGGGGUGGGGGUACAGCGACGUGGGGCGCGAGCUGAGGCUGAGCAGCCAGGAUUCGGCGCCCAACGUGGUGGCGGCGCAUGACCUCGACUGUUACCUCAAGCUCGUGGCUGCCUGCACAGAUUAG
Messenger RNA from Setaria italica (foxtail millet), 1149 nucleotides. Its product is annotated as phospholipase A(1) DAD1, chloroplastic. Lineage: Eukaryota; Viridiplantae; Streptophyta; Magnoliopsida; Poales; Poaceae. The record is from RefSeq and is a predicted model, not a curated record. The transcript has a single exon. Gene Ontology annotation, biological process: lipid metabolic process. Gene Ontology annotation, molecular function: glycerophospholipase activity. Bases 1 to 1149 code for a protein of 382 amino acids.